AUAUUUUGGCAUAUGAGGUGUCCUUGAAAUUGAGGCUUGUACGUAUCCUAAUAACCAAAAUCCCAAAAUCUUGUUUCAACAAUCAAUCAGAGACAAAAGAUUUUUCUUUCCCCUUUGCUUCUUCUUCUAGGGAUUCUCUCUUCUCAACCCUUUCGAAUUAUCAUUAUGGCUAAGAGUUCGUUCAAGAUGGAACACCCCCUUGAGAGGAGGCAGGCUGAAGCAGCUCGCAUAAGGGAGAAGUAUCCCGAUAGAAUUCCAGUAAUUGUUGAAAGGGCUGAGAAGAGUGAUGUUCCAGAUAUUGAUAAGAAAAAGUAUUUGGUUCCUGCUGAUCUAACUGUAGGCCAGUUUGUGUAUGUGGUGCGUAAGAGAAUCAAAUUGAGUCCUGAGAAGGCUAUCUUCAUUUUUGUGAAGAACAUUUUGCCGCCAACAGCUGCUAUGAUGUCUGCAAUAUAUGAGGAAAACAAGGAUGAAGAUGGAUUCCUCUAUAUGACUUAUAGUGGGGAGAACACUUUUGGGAUUUUAAUAUGAAAUAUUCACAAGGGCAAGGAUGUAAAUAGAACUUAAAAUUAUCCUAUGUGAAACCGUUAAGCUUUGAUGUUGACAUUUUAUCGUGAAGUUUAUGACCUGAUUUAUGACAAUCCUUAUCUAAUUUGCAACUAGUUGAAAAUGACCUUUAUGUUUGUAUUAAAUUUAAAAUUGCAAAUUGUUGAGGUUUAUUUCAUUAAA
Molecule: messenger RNA, 726 nt
Organism: Trifolium pratense (red clover)
Lineage: Eukaryota; Viridiplantae; Streptophyta; Magnoliopsida; Fabales; Fabaceae
Product: autophagy-related protein 8C-like
Exons: 6
Coding region: 166-528 (120 amino acids)
Biological process (GO): cellular response to nitrogen starvation
Source: RefSeq, a predicted model, not a curated record